AUGGCAACACACGCGGCGGCCAAACGACUCUGGAAGGAAUACAAGGAUAUAUCUAAUCCGAGGACCGGAUUAAAACAAGUUCAUGUUGAGAUUGAGGACGACAAUAUUUUCUUAUGGAACGUUGCCUUGAUGGUUAUCGAUAAAGAUGCAGACUACAACGGAGCCUAUUUGAAAGGACAACUCAAGUUCCCCUCCAACUAUCCGUUUUCUCCACCGGGGUUCAAAUUUACACCACCCAUCUAUCAUCCGAAUGUUUAUAACGACGGGCGACUUUGUAUUUCCAUUCUACACGAGUCGGGAAACGAUCAAAACGACGAGCCAGAUAACGAAACGUGGUCGCCAGCCCAAAGCGUAGAGUCCGUGCUGCUUUCCAUCAUCUCCUUAUUAGAAGACCCUAACAUAUCUAGCCCUGCAAAUGUCGACGCAGCUAUUGCAUUUAAGAAACACAGAGAAGAGUACCGCAAGCGUAUUUCCGUGGAGGUGGCAAGAUCGCAGGCCAAUAUCCCCAAGGGAUUUGUGAUGCCGAACGCGGAAGAUCUGAAACAAAACCUCAAAGACGAAGAGGAGCGCCAGGAUGACGAGGACUGGUGGGAGGAUAAUUACUACGAGGCGGAGGAUGACUAUGACGAUGACGAGGAUGACAUUGAAUACGACGAGGAAGACCAGGGCUUGGAGUCGGACGAAUAA
Messenger RNA from Ogataea angusta, 687 nucleotides. RefSeq lists its product as uncharacterized. The transcript has a single exon. Gene Ontology annotation, molecular function: ubiquitin conjugating enzyme activity. NCBI's taxonomy places the organism in Eukaryota, Fungi, Ascomycota, Pichiomycetes, Pichiales, Pichiaceae. The record is from RefSeq and is a predicted model, not a curated record. The coding region runs from base 1 to 687 and encodes 228 amino acids. Gene Ontology annotation, biological process: proteasome-mediated ubiquitin-dependent protein catabolic process; protein polyubiquitination.